This is a messenger RNA of Seminavis robusta, 2424 nucleotides long. The record is from the annotation of a GenBank genome assembly. Lineage: Eukaryota; Bacillariophyta; Bacillariophyceae; Naviculales; Naviculaceae.
AUGAGUCCUCGUGGUCGGCGCAAGCGACGCGAGGGUUCUUUCAUCAUGACCAAUAAUAAUAAGGCAGGAAAGCCUCGACAGCGAGGAGAAGUGUUGGAAUCCACAUUGCAACGACACAAAGAAAAACUGAAAGAAUUGGAAACCAGUUUGAUGCGCAGCAUCGAAGCUUAUCGACAGUCUAUUGUGGGAGAUUCCUCCAAGGUUGGAACCAACAACCACAACAAGAGCCCCAAGAAGUUUAGUCCUGGCAAUGCCGUUCUCUCCAAGUUGUCCAAUCUACACAGCAAUCUAGUGGAAGAAGACGAGCAAGAAUCCGUUAGCAGCAACAACGACAGCAGUCUGCUGUUGAAUUGGGAGGCAUCCGAACAGGACUAUCGAGCCAUUUGUGGUCUCAUCAGUGAACUGAUUGCAUUGGCCUCCAAAAUUCAAGUGACCAUUUUGGGUCAACGACAGCAACAACAACAAGAGUCAGGCAACAGCCACAACAGCAAAAAGUCCUAUUACGAUUGGUUGGCCGAACAACUCUUACUGGGAUUGAUUGAGGCGCAAAAAGAACGGACUCAGUUGGUCGAAAAGGCACUACUAAAAAGGCAACAAACUUUGCAAGCUGAAAACAACAACACAAAAGGACGAUCCCUCUUUGGAUGGCUCAAUAUUGGCGGCGUUUUCGAUACGAAUCAACAGCAGCAACAAGACGACACUGGAGACAACGACGACAAAAUUACCAAGGUGUUGGCCCAUGAAGAUCCUCUUUGUGGACCUCGAUUGGAACAGUUUCAACAUGUUGCCACGGCCAUGCUAGCCACCUUGAAGGAUGAAUCCUCCAACAACAAAAACUACUACCACAAACCGGAUUCUUCCUCGCCCUUUCGACAAAUUCGAAAGGCGCAACGACUGCACCAUUUGCUACAGAAAAUGAAUCAACCAGACGAUGAAGCAGCCAUUCGAUCCGUCAUUGAUGCGUACGCGUGGGUGGGAUCGUAUGAGAGUGCCCGCGCCGCCGAAAAGGCCGCAGCGGAAUACCACCACCACGCGUUGGACGAUUCCGUUUUGCAAGCCUAUUUUCGAGCCGCCCGAUUCUGUCCUCGACGAAAGGACCGCCACAAGGCCGCCAUGAGAGCCGAAGAACUCUUUCGGCAACAAUGGGACAAAAAUAAUAAUCAAAACAACAACAGCAGCACCAAUAGUAGCGAUGAUUACUCCUUUGAAGCCGACAAGUUUACCCAGUGCCAGGAACUCUUGCGAUGCUUGACGGCGGUGGGACCCGAAUUGAUACCGGAUCUGUGCAAACGAGCCGAUAGCUUGGUGGAUCUUUGUAUUGGGAGAGAUCAACUCGAUGAGGUUUGGAGAAAUGGAAGCCUCGGUGGACUCUGGAAAGUGGCCCCUGCGCAUCUUACCCUGUCCGUUCUGAACAGUCUGGUAUUUGUCUACGCGGCAAGCCCGUCACGGCUCCACUUUGCAAAACUCUUGUUGAAAGUGUUGUUGGAAGAUUCAGAUUUGAAUCAUCAUCAUCAUGAUUCUGACGUUCCGUCGUACCCCGAUAUAAGAACAUGCAAAGCCGUCAUGGGGAGUCUGGUUCGAAUGGACGACAGAAGAAAUCAGUUGCAGCGUCUGAGGCCCAAGCAAAGGAAUAAGAAACAGAACGACAACGACAACAAGCAUUCGUCAUCGUCGUCGUCAUCGACUGCAGCAGAGAACUUGGAAUAUGGCAUGAAACUCUUGGACCUCAUGUUGGCUCGGCGUCCUUCUUGCUGGCCCGAUCAACCCUACUUCCAUUCGCUUUUUCGCCUAUUGUUAUUGUCAAGACCCAGAGACGCGGGCAUUGUGGCAGAAGAGUUGCUUUCGACAAUGCACAUUCGGGAAUGCUACAGCCGUUUCGGGAUUCCGAUUGUGACGAGCAAAACGUACAAUUUCGUGCUGCAAGCAUGGCUGGCAUCUGCCGAACAGGGACACCCCGAUGCGGCGAUCAGAGCGUCACGACUGGUUGAUUGGAUGGCGGCACAAUCCCUCCCUCUCCUAACGAGCGACGACAGCAACAGCAAUUUGGCGUACAAGACAGCCGUGAAACCGGAUCGAAACACAUACGAUCUCGUCUUGAAGAUUUGCAGUGCCAUUCGGGUGGACUCGGAGAAGGACAAGGCAUUUGAAACUGCUCUGUCCGUGUACCGAACGAUGCAAGAGCGUGGCUUGAAUCCAGUCAGUGGAACCUUUUCGUUGCUGUUUGCCUGCUGCGAAAACCUGUUGCCAAACAAGUCCAAGCGGACAGCAAUACAAGAACUGUUGGCAGCUGCUCGAAAACAAGGAAGCGUGAACGAGGCGUUGCUUGAAGAGCUAUCGAGUCGAGGCGAUGGGUUGGAUAGCAAUGGCGACGAUGACGAAGAAAGCGCAAAGUCAGGGUUCUCGCUUCUAGCAGAUUUGAAAUAA